Molecule: messenger RNA, 1209 nt
Organism: Lactuca saligna
Lineage: Eukaryota; Viridiplantae; Streptophyta; Magnoliopsida; Asterales; Asteraceae
Source: the annotation of a GenBank genome assembly
AUGGUGGUUACAAAAAGUCUUCGUACUGUCACCUACAUGCGGAAUAAUGCUGCCACAGGUGAUGGUGGCAGCAAUGGCACAUUCUUCAGGGUUGUUCUCUUAGUUCGUAGAGAAAAGUAUGAUGAAGCACUUGAAUAUGUCGAAAGAGCACGGAAGUGUUUGGCAACUGAGCUUGCUGCUUUGGUCAUCGAUUACUGUACUCUUCUAGUUGGCAACUCUAUUUCCUUAAACGUCAGUCUCCCAGCAGCUAAUCGUCCUGUUCAUGGACCCCCGAUCCUGCACCUAGUUGAUCAACUUUGUCUGGCCCUGAAUGAUGAGUUCAGGAGAUAUCUUCCUAUAAUUCUUCUAUCUGGAGAUGGAAAGACUCCACAUUAUAUGAAAGUUGAUCGGGAUAAAUGGGCUGAUGAAGAUGAUGAUGCAGAUAUGAGUGGCCCUGACAUUGACAUGACAACAGAGGAUAUAUGGGGCGUCAACUACCAAACCAUAGAAGAUCUAUUUGAAUUAACAGAGGCAAGGAUGGAUGUAAUAAAGUAUGAGGUUGGAGUUCAAAUGAUUGAAAUAUACAAUGAACAAGUCAAAGAUUUGCUGAUAAAAGUCAGAUUCGAUUUCCAAUUUGGUGUAUCUCCCAAGAUUCUGGACCCUGUAUAUCUAGGACACGAGUUUCCUCUUCCUCUACAUUUAGCAGAAUCAGAUUCUACCCAGACUUGUGAAAUCCAUGCACACAAAGGUGAUAGGGUGAAAGUUCAUUAUCGGGGGAAACUUACUGAUGGAACUAUUUUCGAUUCCAGCUUUGAAAAGGGUGACCCAAUUGAAUUCGAACUUGGUACUGGUCAGGUGAUAAAAGGAUGGGAUCAGGGACUAUUGGGAAUGUGUGUUUGGGAGAAACGUAAGUUGAAGAUACCUUCAAAGCUGGGGUAUAGAGACCAGGGUUCACCACCUACUAUCCCAGCAACAAACUUGAAGAACUACCCGAGAUGUUUUCUAAAGCAAAGGGAAGGAGAGUUGGUUCAAGAAAAGGCUGAGGCUAGUGAACAGUCUCAUGGCCCUAUGAUUGAACCUUCAAAUGACAUCUCUAGACUUAUGUUUAUGUAUUGCAGGAUUGGGCCAAUGAACUCUGAAAUCAAGCAACGAAAGUUAAUGUUGGAUACGGUUGAGGCUGGAGAAGAACUGAUGCCACAUAGGAUUUCGGUUGACACGUCACCUAAUUAG